Kazachstania africana CBS 2517 is the source of this 1329-nucleotide messenger RNA. It is a transcript of the gene TRM11, whose product is annotated as tRNA (guanine-N2-)-methyltransferase. The record is from RefSeq and is a predicted model, not a curated record. Gene Ontology annotation, molecular function: nucleic acid binding. Gene Ontology annotation, cellular component: cytoplasm. The transcript has a single exon. The coding region runs from base 1 to 1329 and encodes 442 amino acids. Gene Ontology annotation, biological process: methylation. Lineage: Eukaryota; Fungi; Ascomycota; Saccharomycetes; Saccharomycetales; Saccharomycetaceae.
AUGACUAACGUGAAACAAAAGAAGAAGUAUCUGCUUUACAUGGUCCAGGUCCAUACCAAUUUUCGUAGGGCUGAAUUGGAAUCAUUAGCAGACUUGUACAAUAUCGACAUCGAUUUCGCAACUUAUAGUGAAGAUUCUCCAUUUUUCUACGUAGAAUUAGACAGUGAUGACGUUGCACGCGACUGGAUUAAGAGAUCUAUAUUAACAAGAGCAAUUUACGAAUAUUGGGGCGACGGUAAGACUCUAGAGGAACUACACGAGUCCAUCAAGUCUCAACCUUUUAUUGAACAUUAUAAACAAAUUUAUAAAAACGAUUCUUUCAAGUUUGAAUUCGAGAAUUAUAGAGGAGGAAGUAACAAAUAUUCCACCAAGGAUAGAAUCAAACAAAUCGAAUCUUUUGGAUAUUUGCAAUUUGAAGGUAAAAUCGACCUGAAAAAAGCCAAACAAGUUUACACUCUAAUAGAACAAUAUGAACCAAUCUCUGAUAACAUUGCUGGUGAAAAACCAACACAUUUCAUAUUUGGUAGAUUAGUACAAACUAGUAACCGUCGUUCAGUGGAAAAAUUUGACCUAAAGAAAAGACCAUACAAAGGUACAACAAGUUUUGAAGCUGAAUUGUCCUUAAUUAGUUGUAACAUUGCACAAGUCAAAUUUGGAAGUUUCAUGUAUGACCCAUUCGCUGGUACAGGCUCAUUUCUAGUUGCAGGCGGCCAUUUUGGUGCAUUGGUAUUUGGUUCUGACAUUGAUGGUAGAAUGAUUAGAGGUAGAAGUUUAAAUGAAAAUAUAUCAAGUAACUUCAAACAUUAUGACGAUUCAAACAAAUUUUUGGACGUUAUGACAAUGGACUUCACACAUAAUGCAUUGAGAUCUAAUUUAGUCAUUGAUACCAUUUUAUGUGAUCCACCAUACGGUAUUAGAGAAAGUAUAAAAGUACUUGGUGCUCGUGAUCCGGAACGAUUCGUUGGUAAAGAAAAUAUUGAAAUUGAUGGUGAAAAGGCAUAUUUGAGAAAAGACUAUAUACCCACGAAAAAACCAAUAUCCUUAGAUUUAUUAUUAGACGACCUAUUAAAUUUUGCAUCGGAAAGAUUACCUAUAAACGGUAGAUUGGCAUUUUGGAUGCCUACUGCGAAUGAUGAGAAUAUUGAAACUAUUGUACCGCUACAUUCCCAUUUGGAAUUGAAAUAUAACUGCGUUCAAGAAUUCAACAAGUGGUCAAGAAGGUUACUAGUUUAUAUCAAUAGGGGACCAAGUUUCAAUGGACCAACUAAUAAUGGUACUAAGAGGUCCACUACUAACUUUAGGGAGCGUUACUUUAGUAAUUUCAAUUAA